AUGCUUGAGCAUAUGCACCAAAAGAGCUCAAUAUGUGUCUUUGGUCUUUCUUGUUUCUUGAUUCUUUUAGUCACUUUUCCUAAAGCUUUUUCUUUAGUUCACCCCAUUUCGGUGAAGGGAAAUUAUUUCCUUGAUAGUGUCACCAAUGAACCAUUUUAUAUUAAAGGGGUAGAUUAUCAACCAGGAGGAUCUUCAGGUGUAUCUGAUUCUGUUGAUCCUCUUUCUGAUCCUCAAACAUGUGCUAGGGACAUCUUGUUAUUCCAAGAUCUCGGAAUUAACACUAUCAGGGUAUAUUCCAUAAACCCCGAGUUGAAUCAUGAUAUUUGCAUGACCAUGCUAGCUGCCGCCGGAAUUUACUUGGUUCUCGACGUUAAUUCACCGUCACCGAACCAACACAUUAAUCGGUACGAACCUUGGCUAACCUACAACCUCGAUUACUUGGAACAUGUCUUCAAAGUUGUGGAACAGUUUUCCUAUUAUAACAAUACACUUGGUUUCUUUGCAGGCAAUGAGAUUGUUAAUGAUAGAGUAUCAUCCAAAAAUUCACCUGUUUAUAUUAAGGCUGUUAUCAGAGACAUGAAAUCCUACAUCGAAUAUAAUUCCCCACGUCAAAUACCAGUUGGAUAUUCCGCUGCGGACGACUUACUGUACAGAGUAUCUUUAUCGGACUACCUUGAAUGCAUUGACGAGCAUCCAAAUGAUUCUGUUGAUUUCUAUGGUGUGAAUUCUUAUCAAUGGUGCGGUGAGCAAACCUUUUACACAAGUGGAUACAAUGUUUUAGUUGAUGAUUAUAGUUCGUACAGUAGGCCCGUAUUCUUUUCAGAAUAUGGAUGUAAUGAAGUAACCCCCAGACAAUUCGAAGAGGUUCAAGCUUUAUACUCCAACGAUAUGAUUGAUGUAUUUAGUGGUGGGCUUAUCUACGAAUUUACUCAAGAGCCGAAUAAUUAUGGUUUGGUUGAAAUUGAAGAAGAAACCGGAAAUGUCAAGUUAAAGGAAGACUAUUUGUCACUUAAAUCUCAGUUUCAACAAUUACCCGAAUUGGAUCAUUUACAAGUUAACUUAAACAUGAAGAAGAAUGCAAAAGAAGCUCAAAAUAGAUUGAAAGCUUCACAAUAUUCUCAGCCAAGGUGCUCUGAAACCUAUCAAAACUUGGAUGUAUCCAAGGGAUUGCCAAAAAAUAUUGCAGAUGGGCUAAUAGAAGCGGGUGUGCAAAUUCAGAGAGGUCAGUAUGUUAAUCUUAAAGAUAGUCAGCUAAAGUCAGGCUAUUCUUACACUACUUCAAAUGGAAAGCCAUAUUCCAUUAAAGGUUCAAUUCAAAGAGUUGUUGAUUAUUCGAGUUAUUCUUCAGAUCCCUUAAAGAAAGUGCCAAAAGAUUUUGAAAAUUGUAUGUAUGACAACGAUCUUAUUCAUGACUACGAUGAGGAAAUAAUUACAAACGGUAAUGGAUCAUCAAUUCAUAUAUUACCUAAACUUCUCCAAACGAUAGAGUCUUGGCUCCAUAAAUUUAAGAAGAGUAAUACAUAA
Molecule: messenger RNA, 1524 nt
Organism: Dujonia railenensis
Lineage: Eukaryota; Fungi; Ascomycota; Pichiomycetes; Serinales; Debaryomycetaceae
Source: the annotation of a GenBank genome assembly